This is a messenger RNA of Myotis davidii, 640 nucleotides long. RefSeq names its product transmembrane protein 117-like. The transcript is spliced from 2 exons. The coding region runs from base 24 to 368 and encodes 114 amino acids. Gene Ontology annotation, biological process: intrinsic apoptotic signaling pathway in response to endoplasmic reticulum stress. The record is from RefSeq and is a predicted model, not a curated record. NCBI's taxonomy places the organism in Eukaryota, Metazoa, Chordata, Mammalia, Chiroptera, Vespertilionidae.
CGACGGAAUUCAAGUUUUGAAGGAUGGGUAAAGACUUCCGUUAUUAUUUCCAGCACCCCUGGUCUCGCCUGAUUGUGGCUUACUUGGUGAUCUUCUUUAACUUCUUAAUAUUUGCGGAGGACCCAGUUUCUCAUAGCCAAACAGAAGCCAAUGUUAUUGUUGUUGGAAACUGUUUUUCAUUUGUAACCAAUAAAUACCCCAGAGGAGUUAGCUGGAGGCUUCUGAAGGUGCUACUAUGGCUACUCGCCAUUCUCAUAGGACUAAUAGCUGGCAAAUUUCUCUUCCACAAGCGUUUGUUUGAAAGAAAAUCAAGCCUGUCAGUUACUCAUGUCAAUUUUCAGAAUUAUCCUGUAGAAUUAAGGACAUGAGACAUUGCCGAAGCUUGGGGAGCAUGAGUAAUUGCAGAUGAAUGCCAGCUCCUUAGGGGCGUGAAAUGCCUAAAGAAAAGUUAUGUUGCUGUGUUUCGGUUAGUGGUGCUUGAAACUGGGUGCAGGGGUCCUUGAAGUCUUGCCCACAGACCUAGAGACUACUUUUCUUUCACCCUUUUCCCACUGAGACAGAGCAGUGUGACCGCUUGCUGCUACACUUUCUCAAAGCGAUUGCAUUUCACUUCUCUCAUAAACACAUCUUGUAAAAGAAA